AACUUCUAUGACACAGACUACAGUCCUAGACACCCAGCGCUGAGACAGGUGUAGGGAUGUGGUGGAAAGAAUCUCCCCUUUCACUUCCUAAAACGCUUCUCCUGGGGUUCUCCUAGCCUCCCUAAUUCAAGGUGUCAGGUUACAUGUAUGGAGUAGGAGAAAAGCAAGAUUUCUCUCCUUUUCACUAGUCUGGGAAAUGAGACAAGAAAUAAGGGGUCUAGGGGUUGAGGUCCCAGGAGCAAAGGAUCUCCCAGUGGCUAGCCACAGGCUUCCUUUCCCCCAAGCGAGACCCUCUCUGGGAGCUGGAUUCCCCUCCCUACGAAUUCCCCGGACUCGGGAGUCAUCCCCUCCCCUUCUCCUGGGCGGGGUUGGCUGAUGAGUCAUCAGCUCCAAGCUCUAGUCUGGGCGGGGGAAAGUUCCCCAGCACCCACAGCUUCCUGGUCCCAGUUGCAGCCAUGGCUGAAGAACAGGCACAGGUUGAGUUGUUCGUCAAGGCUGGCAGUGAUGGUGCCAAGAUUGGGAACUGCCCCUUCUCCCAAAGACUUUUCAUGGUGCUCUGGCUUAAGGGUGUCACCUUCAAUGUCACCACUGUAGACACCAAAAGGAGAACAGAAACAGUACAGAAGUUGUGUCCUGGAGGUCAGCUUCCAUUUUUACUGUAUGGCACAGAAGUGCACACAGACACUAACAAGAUUGAAGAGUUUCUGGAGGCAGUGCUGAGCCCCCCUAGGUAUCCCAAGUUGGCAGCUAAGAACCCAGAAUCCAACACAGCUGGCCUGGAUGUCUUUGCCAAAUUUUCUGCCUAUAUCAAGAAUUCAAACCCAGCACUCAAUGCGAACCUGGAGAAAGGGUUGUUGAAAGCACUGAAAGUUCUGGACAACUAUCUGAUAUCACCACUUCCUGAGGAAAUUGAUGAGACCAGUGCAGAAGAUGAGGGUGUUUCCCACAGAAAGUUUCUGGAUGGUGAUGAGCUCACAUUGGCUGAUUGCAACCUGCUGCCCAAGCUCCACAUUGUACAGGUUGUAUGUAAGAAAUAUCGGGGAUUUUCUAUCCCAGAAGAGUUCAGAGGGUUGCAAAGAUACCUACGUAAUGCUUAUGCCAGAGAAGAGUUUGCCUCUACUUGUCCAGAUGCAGAGGAGAUUGAGCUGGCCUAUGAGCUAGUAGCCAAAGCCCUAAAGUAACCAUGGACAGAGCUUCUUUCCUUCCCUACCCCACUCCUGCUUUCACAAAUGGCUUGACAGAACCACUCCAUGGAAUUGGUUUAGAGAUGGCUGCCCAAUGAACACACUUCAAAAUAGCCACUGGACAGUGAAUUUUGAAAUAAAGUAUAGAUGGGCAGAGAAGGUUGUUGGGGGUAGGAUGAGAAGGAAAAUGAGUGGUAUUUUGUUUUUUUGAAGGGGAUAGGAUGAAAAUGUAUUUCAUUAAUAAAACAGAAGCAAAA
Molecule: messenger RNA, 1441 nt
Organism: Monodelphis domestica (gray short-tailed opossum)
Lineage: Eukaryota; Metazoa; Chordata; Mammalia; Didelphimorphia; Didelphidae
Gene: CLIC1
Product: CLIC family member 1
Source: RefSeq, a predicted model, not a curated record